UGGUCGGACUUGAAUGGCUUGAGUUUCUUCCCAGUUGAAUGAAAUCCGGGUCUCAGUUCACAUGUUCCCAGUUGCCUCGCCGAUUUAUGAGUGACAGCUCGCUCUCCACAUCCCUCGCUCUCUACAUCCCUCUAACUCGGCGGAGCUCUUGGGUGUACGUACAUGCACAGCCAACAGGCUUUCCCCACUACGCUCUGUUGAAUCACCAGUCAACUGCGGGGAAUAUGCUAUCGCUCCUCUCGUACAUCAUCAGUCCUGGCUACGCUGCGGUGGUAGCGGUAGUUGCAGCAGUCGUCUCGGCAAUCAUGUUCCUCUCCAAGGGUCGUCGAGAACUACCGCCUGGUCCGAGAGGGGUACCAGUGCUUGGGGCGUUUCCCUUCUGGAAGGGUCCUGAAACGAACUUCGAGUGGACUAAAGAAUAUGGGAACAUUUACAGCGUGAAGAUGCUAAAUCGGUUAAAUGUUUAUCUCAAUGACAUAGAUCUUGUCACUGAGUACAUGAUUCGCCAGGGACAUCUCUAUGAAGACCGACCUGCUGGUCCGGCGGCCAUUGCGCAAGGCCUUUUGUUUGGAAGCGGUUCCCACUGGAAACUCAACCGAAAGCUGGCUACCAGCAUAACAUGGAAAGAGGGAUCACAGAAGGCGUUUGAAUCAAUGUUCCGACGUGAGCUGGAGGCCAUCCUGCCCAAAUUCAACCAAGAAGGACCAAUGUAUUUAAGUGACAUCGUCAGACCAUACAUCUCCAAUGUCAUUGUGACUGUUUUAAGAGGUCAGAGGUACCCGGAUGAUGACCCCGAAAUGCAACACUUACUGAAGGUUCUCACCCGGCUUGAUGACGUUGAUUUGACGUCCAUGGCCACGUUGCUCGGGCUUGCGUUCCCUCGUGCGUCGUCCAAACUGUGCCCCAACUCCCCUAACCUGCACGGCAUCAGUAGCGACAUGCAGAGCGUGGUGCGUGGCUGGAUUAUGUCAGAAGCUCCGCGGACGGACAAAGACAACACUUUCAUUUCAAAGUUCACACAGAGCGAUGAAUACAAAGAUGAAAACGCCGACGAUAAAGAAAUGGUGCAGUCCAUGCUGGAUAUGUUCUUCGGUGGCGUCACGAGUUUCAUGUCCUUGAUCGAGUAUCUGGUUUUAUUCCUUCUCCACGAUCCGAAAUUACAGACUCGGAUCCAGGAACAGAUACACGACGUCAUUGGGAAAAGACCGGUAACUCUGGAAGACAGGGAGAACCUGUCACUCGUAGAAGCUUCAAUUAUAGAGGCUCUUCGGAUCGGAUCCAUAACGACGUCCAGUUUGCCCCACGUGUCUGUUGAAGAUACGCAGAUUGGCGAUUAUCAUAUUCCCAAGGGCACAAGUGUUGUUGCGAGUCUGUAUAGUCUUCAUCGGGACCCAAAAUAUUUUCCAGAACCAGAGGUCUUUAAGCCCGAGAGACACAUUGAUGCCAAUGGUGUUGUCACUCGUCCCAAAAGCUUUCUGCCAUUUGGCGUUGGGCCUCGGCUCUGUGUCGGAGACACAAUGGUUAGAGUGGGAGUGUUCAUGUUUUUCACCACCAUCAUGCAGAACUAUACAAUUACUCCGGUCGUCGUUGGGUCUCCUCCCCCGUUCAGUUCUCGGCUGAGGAUCGUGCGAAGACUUGAACCUUAUCAAGUGGUGCUGGUUCCAAGAAACUGAACUGAAAGAUGCGGAAUUCUGUUAUGAUUUAGACCUGCAAAGUAUUUGAAGGGAACUGAGAUAGCCUACCGGUAAACUUUCCAUACAGAACAGGGGCGGAUCUAGGAUUUUGGAGAAUAUGCGGACUUAUACAAAUCUGUUAUGAUUAGGACCUGCAAAGUAUUUGAAGGCAAGUGAGACAGCCUUGCGGCAUACCUUCCAAACAGGAACUGCGCAUUCAUCGCAUGUUACUCAUUUGCAAGAACCAAUGGCGCCCUUCUCCUUUCAAAACCGGGCGGAACCCAAAAUGUGAAAACCGUGGACGCGAGGCCUGCAAGCGGCGUCGCUGAUGUACCAGGAUAUGUUGUCUGCUAUGUAAUAUAUUAUAACAUUGGUAAUACUACUUAAGGGCGACUAUUCACAGGAUAUCUGACAUCACCAGUCACCAACUGACUAAUCACAAUCAGAUACAUGUAACCGGGAUGUAUCUUGACUGAGGAUCCCUUAUCCCUGAUGUAAGGGAAUACAACCGCAUCCGUAUGGAGCUUAUCAAAUUUCUCAAGAUUCACUAAGCGCCACAUGGGUUUGGUAGCCUGCUUGUUCUCAUAUCUAGACGAUAAUAGCCCGGGUUCUAUUCCAAAACCAACGUAAUAACUCACUCACUCACUCCAAACGUGGUCACCAAACCGCGGCUGCAUACUGUGCCUUGAUUAUCUCGAAAUUACCUGAUCUCCAAAUCACAAGACAUGCUGGGGCGGUUGGGAAACCUUCUGGUUAAAGCGUUCGCUCGUCACGCCGAAGACCCGGGUUCGAUUCCUCACAUGGACACAAUGUUCCAUUUCUAGUGUCCCCCGACGUGACAUUGCUGGAAUACUGCUAAAAGCAGCGUAAAACUAAACUCACUCACUCACCCAAGGACAUGCUUAUAUCAAAGUGAACUGACCUCCCAAUCACAAGACAUGCCUAUCUCCAAGUUACCUGAUCUCCAGAGCUCUAUACCCAUGACAAUAACUUUCUGCGGCUUCAGCGUAUUUUCAAUUUCAAAUGACAGUGCUCGUGUACAUAGGGUGUAGUAAUAUCGGGAACAGUUAGUGGACAUUAUACACUUCGCAACGUUCAAUUGAAUGUGUGUGUGUGUGUAUGUGUGUGUUUGUGAGUGAUGACUUCAAAAGUGUUAAAUAACUGUAGAAAUGUUGAAAUGGGACUUGAAAUAAAUAAAGAAAUGGUUAUGUUCUAAAAUUACUUUCGUACAAUAUUGACAGACAGUUUUAUUUGUAAUGCGGUCCUAGUGUCCUAUAAUACAGUUUACAAUUCAUUUCAAUAAAUUAACAGUGGUCAGUAUCGGU
Haliotis rubra (blacklip abalone) is the source of this 2998-nucleotide messenger RNA. Its product is annotated as cytochrome P450 2J6-like. NCBI's taxonomy places the organism in Eukaryota, Metazoa, Mollusca, Gastropoda, Lepetellida, Haliotidae. Gene Ontology annotation, molecular function: heme binding; monooxygenase activity; iron ion binding. The transcript has 5 exons. The record is from RefSeq and is a predicted model, not a curated record. The coding region runs from base 39 to 1673 and encodes 544 amino acids.